Papaver somniferum (opium poppy) is the source of this 976-nucleotide messenger RNA. RefSeq lists its product as uncharacterized. The transcript is spliced from 2 exons. Lineage: Eukaryota; Viridiplantae; Streptophyta; Magnoliopsida; Ranunculales; Papaveraceae. The record is from RefSeq and is a predicted model, not a curated record. The coding region runs from base 116 to 655 and encodes 179 amino acids.
ACUUCUUCCAUCAUUUUUCGCCUCACACAGUCCUUCACACAUUUUUCCUCUUUUACAUUAUUCUCUCUCCUAGGGUUAGGGUUUUAUCAAUCUUUUCAGUUUUUUUCUCUCAACAAUGGCUGAAGGAGAUGUUGCUGUUCCUGCUACUGUAGAUCUCACUAAUGGAUCUUCUGAUACUACUAUUACUGAGAAUGUUGUUAAGAGUGCUUCUUCUGUGAGUGUUAUUUCUGUGAAACCACAACUUGUGAUUCAAGGUUCGAAAGCUGCUGAGGCGAUUCAGUUCUUUAAGACUGCUUUUGGUGCCGAGGAGUUGAAACGUGAUCUUCAUCCUAAACGUAAAGCUGAUCAAGAGCUCCCUUCUGUUGUUAGUGCUGAACUUAAACUCGGAUCUCUCGUUCUCGUGGUUUCUGACCUUCCUGAUGGAACAACCACUUUGGCUAACGGAACUGGGUACACUUUCUGUUUGGAGACUGAGGAUGUUAACGGUCUGGUCAAGGGCGCCGUUAGUGCUGGAGCAGUUUUAGAUGGAGAGCUCACUGAAGGUGCAGAGGAAGGUUGUUGUGGUGGUCCUGCUGGAAAGCUCACUGAUCCAUAUGGAAAUGUUUGGUUGAUCUGCUCCGCUAAGAAGGGUCAGGUCACUGGCGUGGCUGCUUAAGAGUCGUUCGAUGGUCAUCUGUUGCCGUUCUGCUACUACUUUUGUUAAUGAAAAAUCUCUCUAUCUAGGUUUUACUUUCCAACUUUCUCUCUGUUUUUGCUUUUGGUUCUCGUAGUAGAUGAAUAUGGAUGAUCAAGAUUCACUGGGGUUAAAGUAGUAAGUUUGUUUAAUGGUUAGGAUUUUGCUUUUGGUGGAUGUAAAUUCUGGGAAUAUCAUGGUUAAAUCAUAGACGUACAUCUGGCGACUAUAGUUCGCAAAACUAAUGAUGGAAAUGUUUAAAUUCUCGUUUUAUUAUAAUCGAAGUUAUCUUUAGUAAUCUUA